UAUUUUAUAUAGGUUGUAAAUUGUUGUUUAAGUAGGAAGGCCCCUAGGUAGCUAUUCUGCCUACCUCGCUACCUACAGCAUUUGCUUAGUGUCAAUAACAUCUUUCUGUCGAGGGGCUUCCCCGCUAUUUUUCUGCGUUUUGCAAUUGAUUAGGAUAUUGCGUCAUGAUUAAAUGUUUUUAAUUAUGGUCAGACAUGUGCACAAUGUAUUCAGUACGCGUUCAUUAUUUGUAGUGAACGAAAGUGAAGGCAACUUUAGAUAUAAAGAAGCUUGAUGACUAGUUUGUAUCUAGUGAUUUGUUCUACAUAAUCUGGGUUCUUUGAGGAAUUACAAUAGUAAAUUAAGUAAGUUACUUACAUAAUUACAUAACCUAAAAUGUCGGAGGGAAAUGGUGUUACAGAGCAAAAGUUGAAAAAUACCAAUGGCACAAGACCAAAAUGUUUGCCUGAAUCAAAUAGCUAUAGAAAUGAAUUUUACAACAUGAAUCAUAAAUACCGGGGAAAGGCCAUUAUUUUUAAUCAUGAACAUUUUGAAAUUGAUCUCAAGCCAAGACCUGGUACUGGAAAAGACUGUGAAAAUCUAGAAAAAUGCUUGAAGGACUUGGGAUUUAGUGUAGAUGUGUUAAGCAAUCCAAAAUAUGGAGAAAUUAUGUACCAUAUUAAGAAAACGGCGUCGAUGAAUCACUCUAAAAAUGACUGUCUACUAAUCGUGGCGUUAACUCACGGAACGAAUGGAAUGUUGUAUGCAAAAGACACACAUUACAGACCAGAAAAAUUGUGGAAUCUAUUUACCGAAGAAAACUGUCCAACAUUAGCCGGCAAACCAAAAUUAUUUGUGUUCCAAGCUUGUCAGGGUGAAGAAUAUGAUGACGGCAUUACGUUAACAAAGAACAUUGAGACAGAUGGAUGGUUCGAACCCAAUCGAAACCCCACUCAUCCCGACUUCCUCGUGGCAAAAUCAAGCGUGCCUGGCUAUUACUCUUGGAGAAAUAGUACUCGAGGUUCCUAUUUCAUUACAGCGUUAUGUGAAGAAUUAUACUUCUCAGGAAAAACAACUGAUAUUUUGACAUUGCUAACAUUUGUUUGUCAAAAGGUUGCUCUUAAUUUUGAAUCAAGUACGGACGAAGACAUCAGCAAUGAAAAAAAGCAAGUGCCGUGUAUUUCGAGUAUGCUAACACGUCGCCUGGUGUUUUCUGAAAAACCGGAUAGGUCAAAAGAUAUGAAUUCAUUUGUUAAAUGUUUUGAGGAUAAUUGUCUUUGUUAAAUAUUUUAAUAAAGUCGCAAUAUUUACAUUUUAAUUAUGAUACCUAUCUUAAUUUCAACCAAUCGCAAUUCCUGUAAUCUAUUGACUGUGAAUAAAUAUUAUUCUACAGCUUUA
Helicoverpa zea (corn earworm) is the source of this 1377-nucleotide messenger RNA. RefSeq names its product caspase-1-like. The record is from RefSeq and is a predicted model, not a curated record. The transcript has a single exon. Lineage: Eukaryota; Metazoa; Arthropoda; Insecta; Lepidoptera; Noctuidae. The coding region runs from base 376 to 1263 and encodes 295 amino acids. Gene Ontology annotation, biological process: apoptotic process; proteolysis. Gene Ontology annotation, cellular component: cytoplasm.